This is a messenger RNA of Cetraspora pellucida, 138 nucleotides long. Lineage: Eukaryota; Fungi; Glomeromycota; Glomeromycetes; Diversisporales; Gigasporaceae. The record is from the annotation of a GenBank genome assembly.
AUGUCAAAGAUACUAGUUGAAAAGAAUAAUAUUUUGAUGAAUAAGAUUAAGAACCUAAUGCCAACAGAUAUUGAAAUCAUUUCUAAAACUAUUCUAGAAGACUUGAUUGAUGAAUAUUUAGAAUUACUUAAAAAUUUU